AAAAAUACUGGCAGUAUUUGUACUCGAUAAUUUCAAAUUGGUUUUAGAAUUCAGCGCAGGACAUUAGUCUCAUUCAACAUGGAGGUUAAGUUGAUAAAUGGAUUUAAUUUGAAAAAAGUUUUAAUUUGUUUAAGUGGAAUAACAAUUAUAUUUUUUAUAGUCAUUCUUUCACUCAACAAUGGUGACUUUAAAGGUGGCAUCAGGGUACCCAAGCAUCAUCUGCAAGGGGCAAAAAUAGUAUUGUGGCCACCAUUCACAAAACAUUUAUAUGGAAAAACUGCUUCUAAAGUAGGCUUUGAAACAGCUACAGAACACAAAGUAGUUCAUGCUACAGCAAAAACAUUAACAUUAGAGAGGGAUUUAAAGUUGGCAGACCAAUCCUUACAUUAUAGAAAUGAUAAACUGGAGGAAACAAAAAUAUCAAACCAGAAUAACAUGAUGCAUUCAAAAGUAAUGAUUGUGGGAUAUAAACGAGGGGGUACCUCAUUUUUUGGAGAACUUCUCCACCAUUUCCCGAACACACAGUACUUGUUUGAGCCUCUAAUUGGUGUAUAUGGGCACAUGUACCUGGGGGAAGUGGUCACACCGUGGGCAAUACGCAUACAUAGCAAUGGAACAAUAAGGGCAAUACCAGAGUAUGAGGAAGCAUAUGCAAUAACCCAACUCCAUCACUUGUUCAACUGUAACUACCAGAAAAUGCACCCACAUGUUUAUACAAACAAAGGACCCUUUGUUAGCAGAGAAACUGAAUUCACGGACUGUAUGGAAGGCAAGCGGUUGGGUAGAACCAAUGACUACCAUCACAAGGAAUGCAGUCGAAAUGUGUAUCUUGACAAAUUACCAAACUACUGCAUUAAUCCUGAUAUUUUAACAAAAGAUCGGGACAAAAAUCCAGAUGGUUUGAGAUCUGAAAUAUUAACAAAAUUUAGAAAUUUUAACGACCCUAUUGGCUUCAGAAAAAAAGUAUUAAAAUGUGGAGAGAUUUUACAAAAACAAUGCCAAAGUAGCAGUACUGUUGUCAUUAAACUUAUCAGAUCAAGAAUGUCAACAGCUAUCAAGAUACUGAAGAGAGACCCUGAUAUUAAGAUUAUUCAUUACAUCCGUGACCCAAGGGGUAUACAAGAUUCACGAAGGAGAACAAUUGUAGGGUAUGCCUAUACUAGAACGAUGAAUAUCAGUGAUUCAUCUAGGCUUUUGUGUAAAAUUAUGCUGAAUGAUGCAGAGACAGUCAAAUCUCAACCAUUGCAUAUCAAAAAUAGGAUACUGCAGGUCCGAUAUGAAGAUAUACUUCUCAAUAGAAAUACUUCACUCGCUAGAAUCAGUAACUUUCUAGGAAAGGAUGACUGGUCGCCCUUGGCAACAUGGAUGGACCAAAUAGACUGUAUUACAAAUGAAUAUGGUGAGAAAGUAUGUACAAAAGGAAGUGACUCAAUGAAUAAAUGGCAUGAAAAUCUUCAAAAACAUGAUCAAACUGAAAUAGCAAAAACAUGUGCUGGAGCACUGAAAUAUUUUGGUUAUCCAAAAACAUAGGAUGUCACCCCUAAGAUAACUAGGCUACAGCAAUGCCAAAGCAUUGCAAAUCCCAUUGAACAGCCAUGGCUGGCAUUUUUACAAAGUAUAUAGCAAACAUGGCAGCCAUUUUUCAAAAUGGCCACUUUCUACCAAAAGUGUCAUUAGACAGUGUGCCAUG
Messenger RNA from Owenia fusiformis, 1690 nucleotides. The record is from the annotation of a GenBank genome assembly. Lineage: Eukaryota; Metazoa; Annelida; Polychaeta; Sabellida; Oweniidae.